Molecule: messenger RNA, 2455 nt
Organism: Durio zibethinus
Lineage: Eukaryota; Viridiplantae; Streptophyta; Magnoliopsida; Malvales; Malvaceae
Product: putative arabinosyltransferase ARAD1
Molecular function (GO): glycosyltransferase activity
Source: RefSeq, a predicted model, not a curated record
AAUUUAUAAAAAAAAAAUCUAUUACUUACAAUUUGUGCUUAGUAUAAAAUCUAGAUGAUGAUGAGAGAAUUUGUAUCGGAAUGAUUGUUUAAUUCUCAAAAACAAUAUCAUUGCGUAAGUUAAGCUUCUGGGCGAGUGCAUGUAAGAACUAAAAACUGCAGAUCUGGUUUUAUAACGCUAUCCAGCUUUGCUCUAUCCACAGUUCCUCACAUUCUCACUCCUGACACCUUGAAGAAAAUGCGAGCGAAGCAAAUCCCAUCGACCUUGACAAGAUCCAAAUCCCCAAUCCUCCUCCUCUUCUUCGCCCUCUCUCUCGUCGCUCUCUCCUUCCUGUUCUUCCUUUCUUCUCCCUCCGAUCCCUCCUCCUCCUCCUCCUCCACCCAUCACUUCCCGCACCGGCAAAUCCGACCGCAAACCUCCUUCGUCGCUUCCCUCGAACACUUCCUUACACACAAAGCUUCCGACUACCAUCAGACUUCCGACGAUACAGUGGGUACGGUGCUCGAAGAUGACGUCAGGAGAGUCGACGAGAGAAAGUCCGCUAAGGAAAUGGAGUGGGUGUAUGGAGAUCCGUACUACCCGCUGAAUAUGCCGAUUAGGGUUUACGUGUACGAAAUGCCGACGAAGUUCACCUACGACUUACUUUGGUUGUUUCAAAAUACUUAUCGAGAAACUUCUAAUCUCACCUCCAACGGCAGCCCCGUUCACCGUUUAAUCGAACAGCAUUCUAUUGAUUAUUGGCUUUGGGCGGAUUUGAUUGCGCCGGAAUCCGAAAGGCUAUUGAAAAAUGUUGUGAGAGUUAAUAGGCAGGAGGAGGCGGAUUUAUUUUACGUGCCGUUCUUUACCACCAUUAGCUUUUUCUUGUUGGAGAAGCAACAAUGCAAGGCUUUAUAUAGGGAUGCCUUGAAAUGGGUGACAGAUCAGCCUGCAUGGAAACGAUCUGAAGGAAGGGAUCACAUAUUUCCCAUUCAUCAUCCAUGGUCCUUUAAGUCAGUUCGCAGAUAUGUGAAAAAUGCAAUAUGGCUUUUACCAGAUAUGGACUCCACUGGGAAUUGGUACAAGCCAGGGCAAGUUUCACUGGAGAAGGACCUCAUUCUCCCUUAUGUUCCGAAUGUUGAUUUAUGUGAUACAAAAUGCGUAUCAGAAAGUGAAUCAAAGAGAACCACACUGCUUUUCUUCCGUGGACGGCUUAAAAGAAAUGCUGGAGGAAAGAUACGUGCUAAACUUGUAGCAGAAUUAACAGGUGCCAAAGAUGUAGUGAUAGAGGAGGGAACCGCUGGGGAGGGAGGGAAAGCUGCCGCUCAGAAGGGGAUGCGCAGGUCUAUAUUUUGUUUAAGUCCAGCUGGUGACACUCCUUCCUCUGCUAGAUUGUUUGAUGCUAUUGUCAGUGGGUGUAUCCCUGUUAUUAUUAGUGAUGAAUUGGAACUUCCUUUUGAAGGAAUACUAGAUUAUAGACGGAUAGCUAUAUUUGUUUCUUCAAGUGAUGCUGUGCAACCUGGUUGGCUUCUAAGAUUUUUAAAAGGCAUUAGCUCUACUCAAAUUAGAGAAAUGAGGAUGAACCUUGUAAAGUACUCCAGGCAUUUCGUGUAUUCUAGUCCAGCUCAACCCUUGGGUCCAGAAGAUCUAGUUUGGAGAAUGAUUGCCGGUAAGUUGGUGAACAUCAAGCUUCAUACUCGGAGAUCACAGCGUGUCGUAAAAGAAUCAAGGAUUGUCUGCACUUGUGAUUGUAGGCGUGGCAACAUUACCAGUUCCAAUCCUUUGUCUGAUCGAUCUCGCUCUGAUUGAAGUUGCUGUGUGCAGGAAUCAUUCUUUAAACAUAUUAUAUAUAUAUAUAUAUAUAUAUAUAUAAGGCUGCCUCUAAAAACAUAUUAAUUAAUUUUAAUAUUUGUGAUUAAAUAUAGCUUCUACAUUUAUGCUGCUGUUAGAUUCAUGAAGAAUUCAUCCAAUCCAAAUUUGUUCUGUUUGAUAUUGAUUUUGCUGCAUAUCAUUUCGUGCAUGCGUAUUGCUUCCUCUAUCCAUUUCUUUCUGUUCCAUUCUUAUUUUUAUUACUUGUUUCUUGUGAUGGAAAUUAAAAUUAAUGGAAAAAAAGGGGGUGGAUCACUGAGUGCAAAUUAAAAAUUUGACUUAAAAGAAUCAUGAAAGUAGAAGUGGCAAUUGGGAGCCACUGGCAUUUUGGGUUCAUGUCAUUUUGGUUUGGGUUGUUUCAUAAUGGGAUCUUUUAGGAUUUGGGUCAUUUGAGGUUUCGAUCCUUUCGGGUUUGGAUUGGUCAAGACAUUUUUUAGAUUUUAUGUACACAAUGUAACUAUCAUAUAUUUUGAGUAUGGGUAAGUUUGAGUUCGGAUUUUUCAAGUUUGUAGUAUUUCGUUUUGGGUCAUUUUGGGUUUGAGUUUUCUGGGAUUAGGGUUUUUGACUUUUCUAGUCAAAUUAAAUUUAAGCGAGUUCUCGAGUAUUUUCG